UCCGUGUUUCUCAACGUAACCCUACACCUGUGGCGAAAGCGAGAUGGGAACAAGAGAGCGAAGUCCAGCCAAGCCACGGCGGCAGCGUAGAUGCAAACCGCAAGCUGUGCGCAAUAAUAGCGCACGGAACAAACCGAAUUAGGUGCACGCCUCUCCCCUCUUCCACCCCCUGCCAAUCCCCCAAAAUCGCCGCCACGCGACGGCGGGUUCGGCGGCCGCUAGCAGGAGUAGCCGCCGACGCCAUCUGGGCGGAGCUCCCGUGGCCGCCGCGUGUCGGCCCUGGCGGUUGCAUGUAUGCGGGAGGGGAGAGCCAAUGGGGGAGUCGACCGAGAGGGAGGCGGCGCUGAUGCCGCCGCCGCCGCCGCUCCUAUGGAGGCGGUUCGGCGGCCGAAGCAGCCCUCCUCGUCCGGCUCGGCUGCGUCGUCUUCGUCUAGCGGCGGAGGGGCGGCGGAGGAGGAACAGGGAGGCAAGAACAAGCAGGGGAGGCGCAGGAGCAAGCGGCGGGAGGAGGUCAUGAGGGCGAUCCGGGACAGGCUCCCCGCCGCCCCCUCCUGCUGGGGCAACAGCGUCUCGGUGGUGCAGGAGCGGAGGGGCCGGAGGGAGAGGCCCGACGAUCGCGGCCGCAACGGCGCCUUCGAGGUCCUGCAGGAGGAGGGCUCCGGCGCGGGAACCGCCGCGUUGCCGGCGUGGUGCUGCCUCUGCCCCGAAGGGGACUGCUGCUCGCUGGAGGCCAACCCGAGCGCCAACGGCAAGGAGGACCCGGGCCUGCGCACCCUCCUCGAGCGCAACGACUUCUACUCCGACGACUGCAACCCGCACGCCCCCGCCGUCAACGACGACGACGGCGGCGGCGGCUUCGAAACCCCGGCCGCCGAUUUUGAUUAGGUGCCGUCGAUCCGUUACUGCACAUUGCUGUACAGAAAUUCUAUACACCGUUAUCUGAAGCAAAUUAUACACAGAUUGUUUUUUUUUCUCUCUUUUCC
This is a messenger RNA of Lolium rigidum, 983 nucleotides long. RefSeq lists its product as uncharacterized. Lineage: Eukaryota; Viridiplantae; Streptophyta; Magnoliopsida; Poales; Poaceae. The coding region runs from base 295 to 885 and encodes 196 amino acids. The transcript has a single exon. The record is from RefSeq and is a predicted model, not a curated record.